AUGAGAGACAAGCUCAUUCAGAUUGUCCCACUUGGGGCUGGGCAGGACGUUGGCCGAUCAUGCAUCUUGGUGACUAUCGGCGGGAAGAACGUGAUGCUUGAUUGUGGCAUGCAUAUGGGCUACCAGGACGAACGACGUUUCCCUGAUUUCUCAUAUAUCGGUGGAGGAGGAAAGCUGAAUGAUUAUUUGACUUGUGUGAUUAUAUCUCACUUUCAUCUCGAUCACUGUGGAUCGCUACCUCAUAUGAGUGAAAUCGUUGGAUUCGAUGGUCCUAUCUAUAUGACCUAUCCGACAAAAGCUAUCGCACCAGUGCUUUUGGUAAUAGCAGUGGAUCUUCAUGAGACCGUCCAAGUCGACAACGAACUUUCCAUUCGUGCAUUCUACGCUGGCCAUGUGCUUGGCGCAGCCAUGUUUGAAAUCCGUGUUGGCCAUCAAAGCAUACUUUACACAGGUGAUUAUAAUAUGACACCCGAUCGACAUUUGGGUGCAGCUCGAGUGCUGCCAGGCCUUCGACCUGACUGCCUGAUCUCUGAGUCCACUUAUGCGACAACAAUCCGAGAUUCGAAGCGAGCACGAGAAAGGGACUUCUUGAGAAAAGUUCACGACAGAGUAAUGGCAGGUGGAAAGUAUUACCGGUUGUUCAUCAACUGGACGAAUGAAAAGAUCAAGCGUACAUUUGUUGAAAGAAACAUGUUUGAUUUCAAGCAUAUCAAACCACUCGAUAAGGGUUAUGAGGAAAUGCCCGGCGCUAUGGUUUUAUUUUCAACUCCAGGAAUGUUACAUGGUGGCCAAUCUCUCAAGGUUUUUCGUAAAUGGUGCCAUGACCCAAGGAAUAUGAUUAUUAUGCCUGGUACGUCUUCUCUUGUUUUACUUCGAGUUUUUCAGGAGUACUCCGAAUAUCCGAGUGUGAUGCCUGCGAUGCGUGAAAAUCCAGUGGUGAAUAUCCUGGGAUUGGCAUAG
Cooperia oncophora is the source of this 960-nucleotide messenger RNA. The record is from the annotation of a GenBank genome assembly. Lineage: Eukaryota; Metazoa; Nematoda; Chromadorea; Rhabditida; Trichostrongylidae.